AUGGCAGUUUCUCAUGCUGGAUUCUGUCCAAGGGAAUGGUUACGAUAUCAGAGGAACUGUUAUGGGCUCUUCCAUGAGAAGCUGAGUUGGCAUGAGGCCGAGAUCAGGUGCCAAAGCUAUGGCCGGGGUACCCACCUUACCUCUAUCCUUACCUGGCCGGAAACAUUAAUUGUAUGCAAACAUAUCUCUGAUUAUAUGAAAGAAAAAGGGGUUGACGUCUGGAUUGGACUCCAUGAUGUUCGCCAUAAUGGGAACUGGAGGUGGACUGAUGAGUCGGUUUUCAAUUACAAGAACUGGAUGCAUGGAGAACCCAACAAUCUUUGGAACUCUGAGUAUUGUGUUGCUCUCCGAGCCGCUGCAGAUAAUUUCUAUUACUGCAAAACCUCCUUGUUACAAAUGGGAAAAUGCUAUUUGUUGGUCCACUGGUCUUCACCCUCAUCUAUUGUCACUCACAAUAGUAGAACUAUGACGAAUGUCUCAGAGAUCAUGGCUAAGAUAUGGACAUGA
Thamnophis sirtalis is the source of this 507-nucleotide messenger RNA. Lineage: Eukaryota; Metazoa; Chordata; Lepidosauria; Squamata; Natricidae. The record is from RefSeq and is a predicted model, not a curated record.